Messenger RNA from Entelurus aequoreus (snake pipefish), 552 nucleotides. Its product is annotated as apolipoprotein C-I-like. The record is from RefSeq and is a predicted model, not a curated record. The coding region runs from base 105 to 359 and encodes 84 amino acids. Gene Ontology annotation, molecular function: fatty acid binding; phospholipase inhibitor activity. Lineage: Eukaryota; Metazoa; Chordata; Actinopteri; Syngnathiformes; Syngnathidae. Gene Ontology annotation, biological process: lipoprotein metabolic process; negative regulation of cholesterol transport; negative regulation of lipid catabolic process. Gene Ontology annotation, cellular component: very-low-density lipoprotein particle; high-density lipoprotein particle; extracellular region. The transcript has 4 exons.
AUAGUGCUGCAAGCCUGCAGGCUUAUAAGGAGACAGACACGCACACUCGAUAGUGUCCUCCUUGAGAUCAACAGCGCCACCACCACCAGAGAAGCACAGUAGAGAUGAGACUUUACCUCGCAUUAGCCGUGCUCCUGCUAGCAUUGCUUGCAUACACUGAGGCUCAGGAUGAUACAAUGCAGCAGAAGUUCUCUAAUGUCGGUGAUCAGAUAACCGAGUUUGGCCAAAGCAUUGCCGAGAAGACCAAGAAAGCCUUCCAGACGAUUCAAGACAGCGAUUUUGCCGUCGCUACUCGGGACUUUUUUAGGAAUGGCUUCGAGAAGCUGAAGAAACAGGUGGAGGACAUCAGCAACCCCUGAAGUAAACAGUCCCUCCUCACAACGUGUUCACAUGACUCUUAUUGUGCUACAAGUGUAAGGCCGCAGGAGAAAAGGGGGAAAAAAGCAUUGUACACAUUUACCAAAAAGGAAAAUCAGUGUUACCUACAAGUCAUUUUAACGAUUGUGUACACCCAAAAAAAUAUGAAUACAAUAAACAGCUCCCUUGGUCUCA